GUAGGGUGGCUUCGUGGCGCAAAUUCUCACUGAGGCUGACGUUCACCUGUUACGUUAACGUUUCAUUAGGUGCCAAUUGGGUGCAAGCGGCUUGUGGGCAUGGUGGACUAGUGUCAAAAGAGGGAGGGUCUGAGUAGGAGGACGCACUGUUGACUCAUCUUCGAGGGUAUCAACUGCUGGUUAGAGACUUAUCUGAAGUUACAGCGAUUUGCAAAAAAACUUAGUGUACGUGGCGCGAAUAGUUGUUUUGUACGGGAGGAUUACAUUUAACCGUUCACCAGCCGAACCUGCUGUAUUGUCUGUAUAAGAAUGGAUGUUUCAUUAAGUUUCUUCGUUUUAACAUUGUCCUGCACCUUUGGAACGAUGCACAGCCUGCAGAUGUGUGACAUCAUGAUGGAGAUUGAGAGGGAAAGAGACGAAUGCCUGGCUCAAAUGGAAAACACAACAUCAGGUUGCAGCGGGAUGUGGGACAAGGUGGCCUGCUGGCCCAGUGCAAGAGUGGGAAAAGUGGUCACCAUCCCUUGUCCCAAGUACUUUACCUACUUUACUAACCAUUUCCACAUGGGUAAUCUGUCAAAGACCUGCACUAUAGACGGCUGGUCAGAGAUCAACCCGGACUCUUAUGCGUUGGAUUGUGGAUACAAUCCGAAUAGUACCACAGGUGAAGAGGCGGGAAAGUUCUACUGGGCGGUCAAAGUAGGUUAUACCAUCGGCCAUAGUGUUUCGCUCAUCUCCCUCACCAUUGCCAUCAUUAUACUGUGCACUUUCAGGAAGUUGCAUUGUACAAGGAACUACAUCCACAUGAACCUGUUUGUCUCCUUCAUACUGAAAGCCAUUGCCGUGUUCAUUAAGGAUGUGGUUCUGUAUGAAGUUGGGGAGUCUGAUAACUGCCAACCAGGGCCGGUGGGCUGCAAGGUGGUGAUCGUGUUCUUCCAGUAUGGCAUCAUGGCCAGCUAUUUCUGGCUCCUGGUGGAGGGUCUGUACCUUCACGCCCUGUUGGCUGUCUCAUUCUUCUCUGAGAAGAAGUACUUCUGGUGGUAUAUUCUGAUAGGGUGGGGUGUUCCAGCUGUCUUUAUUACUGCGUGGGUGAUAACUAAAGCUUAUUCAAAUGAUAUGGGAUGCUGGGAUACAAUUGACAACCAUGCCUGGUGGAUCGUUAAAACGCCAAUCUUAGCAACCAUACUUGUGAACUUCAUUCUCUUCAUCUGUAUCAUCCGGAUACUGCGCCAGAAGAUAAAUUGUCGAGACAUAGGAAGAAAGGAAUCAAAUCAGUACUCGAGACUGGCAAAGUCGACACUGCUCUUGAUACCUCUAUUUGGGAUCAACUACAUAAUAUUUGCCUUCAUUCCUGAUGACAUACACCCACGACUGAGACUGGUCUUCGACCUUAUUCUGGGUUCUUUUCAGGGUUUUGGAGUUGCAGUCUUGUAUUGCUUCUUAAAUGGAGAGGCACAGGCUGAGAUUAAGCGCAAGUGGCGCAGGUGGCUCCUGCAGAGGUUACUGGGUGCCGACAUUAAGUAUCAGCAGCCCUCUCUGGGCAGCAACGGCAACAACUUCAGCACCCAGAUCACAAUGCUGACUAAGUGCAGCCCCAUCACACGCAGGGCCUCAGACUGCCAAGACGACCUUUCAUCUAUCUGAGUACCAGGACUGAAGCAACCUUGGGAAGAAACCCAAGUGUACUGUAGAUCGGUCAACCUGCACCCAGGCAGCAGUAGAUUAGAGGUUAUCCAAACCAGUGGUUAGUUACCUCACAAGAUAGUCUCUAUGGAGCUGGAAACAUCUCCAUCAAACCUCUGUACGAUCUCUACCUGUGUGUUUGAGUGUUGCAUGUGACUGUGUAUUUUACUUCUUCGUUCGUGGGUUGGUUCCUUUGCCCAGCAUGUGAUGGGAGUUUGAUUCAUAGUUCAGGGGGGAGGGCAUUAGCAAGACACAGAACUAAACUGGACUCAGAAACGUCCAUACUGAAGCUGCAUUUACAGAGCUUAAUCCUCCCUGAAUUUUGUGUCUUACUCACCGCAUCAGAGCACCAUGGAAAUAGCUGAGGUCAUCAGGACGAUUCAGGGGCUUUUAGUGACAUCACAGUAUUUAUCUAUCUAAUAUAUAAAUAUAAGUAUUCGUCACUAUUUAUUGUCCUUAGCCGAGAGCGUGGGGAGUACUGCAUCUUGUACUGAAGGAGAUAUGGGUGUGGGUAAAAGAGGAUUAGGACCACUUAAUCUAAUGGCUCAACAUGCUGGUAUCCUGGGACCUAUAAGAAGUUAGUAGGACUAUGAGACUGAGCCGAUCACCUUUGAACGCUCACAUCCCAUCAGCUAUCUAUCAUGGGAGCAUCUGGUCGCCUGUACACCCCAGCCAAAGGCCUAGCCAGUGGAGAUGACGGUUUUAUUUGAGAACGUACUUUUUGUGGAAAUAUAUAGUUGAAUAACAUUCCAGAGUUCAAACAAAAGGCUCUCUUGUAUCUCUGCAGUAGCAGAUGCUCUUAGUUGUGUCUGAGUGCAUAGUUUGUUGAGCAGUCAUUCGUUUUAGGAGCCUCAACUGAUAAGCCAGCUGUAUUUAAUCAGCUUGUUGGUCAAAGUAUGUGAAUUUUGUUAAUAAUGUAAUGUGUUCAUUAAGCAGCCACUUUUAUUGAAUGUGACCGACGGUACGGAGGGGAUUAGAGGGUAUAACUCUGUGGUUGGAGUCGAAUCAAGUCAACAUUUAAUUGUAUAGCCCUUUUUACAAGCAAUGUCACAGAGGGAUUCACAUACGCCUAUAGAACUGCCCCUCAACCAACCUAAACCCUCGAGAAAAACAAGGAAUGACUCCCACAAAAACUCACUAGAGGGAAUUUUUUUUGAAGAAACCUUGGGAGGAGCAAUUAAGUGAGAUCCCCUCCUCCAGAGACGGUUAGUGAAAGAGAGGUAAAGAACACAGGCUCAACAUACCCUUAUAGCAGGGAAGCGUCAAUGGGUGUUGAAACACCCAAAUCCAGUUUUCAACUUGGGUCAGAGUUGGUAAAUGUCAGUUUACUCACAUUAAGUCAGGGUAUCGUGUCAACUCAGAGUAUGGUGUUUUACUACAUAAAUGGGUGAAUGUGAAUAAGUUAAAGAACCUCUAAUAAUACCCUAAUAACCCUUGCAUUGUUGUGGUGAAAUGUAAUAUAUGGCAAAAGUAUCCUACAGAUUUAUACCAUGUUAUAUCCUUCAGAUUUACAGUUCUCAGGUGUGGACAGAUUGUUUACAGUGAAUUAUGUAAUGUACAUAUGUUCCUCAUUUGUAGUAUUUUUAUAAUUUGUCCAGUCACAAUGUAUUAUUAUACAUAUAAAUUACUAUUGUGUUAAUAUUAUUUCAAGUGUUUUAUGCUGCAUAACACAAAAUACUAUGUAUGUUUCUGCAAAGUCUUUGUAAAUAUUCACUAAUAAGCCAGUCUAUAUGGAAUCUGUUGCAAGAAUUAAAAAAAACUUACAUUUACAAUUCUGUCAUUAUUUUGCUUCAGCUAGCACAUUACAGCUGAAAAUGGUUAUGUUUGUAACACUGAAAGGUUCUUUCUGAGAAAGGGUUUGUCAUUGUUUCUGGUAGCAUAUUGGGAGUUCUGGAGGGAGGAAGGGAGGGAGUCAUGGUUCCUGUUUCCUUUACUUUAAAGUUUAUGGUUUUCAAUAGGUUAAAGUUCACCAUGGCUUGUCUUUACCUGUACAUUAAGACAAUAUGUACAUUCCACCCUAAAGGACAUACCACGUCACACAGAAAUGUUUUACUGUAAGGACAAUAACAUAAUAAAUGUCUUUGGAAGAAAUUAACUACACUGUAAAUUAUUUUACUAAGUUACUAAUUUUACUUCCAUAUCCCUAUUAACAAAGAGAGGCAAAUUAAGAAAACACA
Molecule: messenger RNA, 3857 nt
Organism: Hypomesus transpacificus
Lineage: Eukaryota; Metazoa; Chordata; Actinopteri; Osmeriformes; Osmeridae
Product: vasoactive intestinal polypeptide receptor-like
Exons: 13
Coding region: 310-1641 (443 amino acids)
Biological process (GO): adenylate cyclase-modulating G protein-coupled receptor signaling pathway; cell surface receptor signaling pathway
Cellular component (GO): plasma membrane
Molecular function (GO): G protein-coupled peptide receptor activity; vasoactive intestinal polypeptide receptor activity; peptide hormone binding
Source: RefSeq, a predicted model, not a curated record